GAGAUAAGACGCACCACACACGCAUAGUGACUGGGAAAAUGGUUCUCGAGGAAAGCAAAAACAGGGGAAGACAGAACGUGUAAAUGGGUCCGUACGCUCCAUUUUCACGCAAGCAGAUGGGUUGGAUAUGUUGUUGAUGUUUUUCGGUUUCAUCGGCGCCGUUCUUGAUGGGUUCACUGACCGUCUUCCGCUGUAUUUCACUAGCCACAUGAUUAACAGUAUUGGCAAUGCAUCAAAGUUGGACCCCGAUGUUCUGCGGCAAAGGCUUAAUAAGAACGCUGUGGGGAUAUUAUACGGGGCUGGUGUGUCUUUGGUUGCUUGUUUUCUAGAAGGAUACUGUUGGACAAGAACAGGUGAGAGACAAGCUGCAAGAAUGAGAAUCAAGAUGCUAUCAGUGAAAAGGUUUUGUGGUACUUGAACUGUAUAUAUAUAAUCUACACAUACUGAUGGACUUUUGUCAUUUGGUUUACCAUUUUUGCUUAAAAACAGUUGAUUCCUAAAACUUUUGGUUAUUUAUACUAUUGGUCCCUGAAGAUAUGCACUUGUAUCAUUUUGGUUCCUGACGUUUAGUUUUAGAGGUCUAAUUACCUGAGGUUUAUGAAUUUUUUUUUUACCCCCUAUGUUAGUAAACUGUGAUUUUCAGGAGGAGUCUUAGCACAAAGAUAGGAUGUAAGGACUUUAAAAGAGAUAGAAUGAUAUUAAAAAAAAAAAAAAUUUAAAAAAAGAUCCAAAGUAAAGAUCUGGAUUUUGUUGCCCAAUUCAUGUCUUCCUUUCAGAAUAAUUUUUUAAGAUCUUUUUGUUUUUUUAACCAUUUGAUCCAUAUUAAAACUAUCAGAAGCCAUCUUCGUGCUUUAUAGUAUCUAAAAACAGACAGUUUAAUAGCAAGAGGGACCGAAAUUUAUAUUCCAUAUACCUCUGGAUAGAUAGACCUCUACAAAUGAAUGUCAGAGAGUCAAAAUGGAGACUAAUGCAUAUUUUCACGGGGCCAUUGGUGAACGUGAACCUGAAAAUUCAACAGGUCCCAAACUUUGUGAGCCAAGUAUCCACGUUUAUAGGAGGUCUUAUCGUAGCGUUAAUACUGUCAUGGGAAUUGGCUUUGGUGGCACUCCCAUUUGUGUUGCUUCUAGUAAUUCCUGGGUGGAUGUGUGGAAGAUCCUUACUGAAUUUAGCAGGAAAGAUUAGGAGUGAAUACAAUGAGGCUGGUACAGUAGCAGAGAUGGCAAUAUCCUCCAUCAGAACUGUUUACGCCUUUGGCGGCGAGAAAACUACUGUAGCAAAAUUCUCCGUGGCUUUAAACGGGGCCACUAAGUUGGGAUUGAGGCAGGGUUUGGUCAAAGGCUUGGGAGUUGGAAGCAGCGCCAGAGUGUUUGUUAUGUGGUCUUUUAUGUGUUACUAUGCUAGCAGAUUGGUCAUGUACCAUGGCGCACAAGGAGGGACUGUUUUUGCUGCAGGGAUGUCCAUUGUCCAUGGAGGACUAGCACUAGGAGCUGGUUUAUCUUACAUCAAAGACAUAGUUGAGGCACAAUGUGCUGGCAAAAGCAUACUAGAGGUGAUAACACGAGUCCCUAAGAUUGAUGUAGAGAACAUGGAAGGCAUGAUUUUGGAGGAGAUCUCUAGCAAAGUUGAAUUUAAGCAAGUAAAUUUUUCAUAUCCAUCGAGGCCUGAAAGUAUUGUCUUGAAAAACUUUACCCUUACCAUCCCACCAAGAAAGAAAGUUGCCUUAGUUGGCACAAGUGGCUCCGGAAAAUCCACGGUUUUGCUGUUACUUCAACGGUUCUAUGACCCACUAGAAGGGGUGAUUCUUCUUGAUGGGAAUGCUAUUAAUAAGUUGAAUCUUAAAUGGCUAAGGUCGCAAAUGGCACUAGUAAGCCAAGAGCCUUCACUCUUCGCAACAACCAUAAAAGAGAACAUAAUUUUUGGCAAAGAGGACGCGAAGAUGGAGGAAAUUAUCGAGGCUUCUAUAGCUUGUGAUGCUCAUAAUUUUAUUUGUCAGUUACCCCAAGGUUAUGAUACCCAGGUUGGUGAAAGAGGUAUUCAAUUAUCCGGAGGACAAAAGCAAAGAAUUGCAAUUGCUUGAGCAAUCAUUAGGAAACCUCGAAUUCUCCUCUUAGACGAGGCAACCAGUGCACUAGACUCCGAAUCAGAAAGAGCAAUCCAAGGAGCUAUAGACAAGGUGGCUGUGGGUAGAACUACCAUAAUCGUCGCCCAUCGACUUUCGACCAUAAAAAAUGUCGAUGAUAUCAUCGUGAUGGAAAAUGGUCAAGUUAAAGAAGCUGGGUCACAUAAUGAGUUAAUACAAGAAGAAAAUGGUAUAUAUGCCUCCCUUGUUCGUCUCCAAAGAAUGGACAUGGAAAAAGACCAUAAAGAGAAAAUUUUCGGGUCACCUUCUCGAUCAAAUAAGGAUUUCAAUGACACUAUGCAUGAAUGCCGUUUAGGCCUUAAUAAGUCAAACCUUACCGGCACUGUAACAGCUAGUUCGAUUUCUCCAGUUAGAACUAACAAUGAUUCAACCGAUCCAAAGAGUCCUACUGCAUCGUUUUGGAGAUUGUUAGGUUUAAAUAAGCCAGAAUGGAAGCAAUGUUUGAGCGCAAUUAUUUUCGGUGCAAUGCAACCUUUGUAUGCAGUUGCCAUGGGAACUACAAUAUCAGUGUACUUCUUAACUGAUCAUGAUGAGAUCAAAGAAAGGAUUCGAAGUUCAGCAUUGUGGUUCUUGGGGUUAACAAUCGUUUCAUUUUUGGUUAAUAUAAGCCAACACUAUAGUUUUGCAUACAUGGGGGAGUACCUAACUAAGCGAAUUCGAGAGAGAAUGUUUGCAAAGAUACUCACUUUUGAAGUUGGAUGGUUUGAUAGAGAUGAGAAUUCUAGCGGUGUUAUUUGCUCCACGCUAGCCAAAGAUCCAAAUGUGGUAAGAUCUUUAGUGGGAGAUAGAAUGUCUCUUCUUGUACAAGCAACCGCAGCAGUAAUCAUAGCAUGGACACUGGGCUUAGUCAUUGCAUGGAGACUUGCAAUAGUCUCAAUAGCAGUCCAACCCCUCAUCAUUAUGUGCUUCUACACUAGGCGUGUCAUGCUCAAAAGGAUGUCUAGAAAGGCCAUCAAAGAACAAAAUGAGAGCACUAAACUUGCCGCCGAAGCUGUAUCAAAUCUUCGAAUAGUUACCGCAUUCUCUUCCCAAGAACGAAUACUAAAUCUGCUGAAAGGGACUCAGGUAGGACCGCGAAAAGAGAGCAUUCGUCAAUCAUGGUUUGCAGGCAUUGCCCUUGGUUUGUCCCAAAGCAUCAAGAGUUGUAAUUGGUCCUUGAACUUCUGGUAUGGUGGCAAACUUGCCUCUCAAGGCUACAUCACCCCAAGAGAGGUAUUCCAAACUAUAAUUAUCUUAGUCACCACAGGUCGCGUCAUUGCAGAAGCCGGAAGUAUGACUACUAUCAUUGCUAGAGGUUGGGAUGCUAUAAGGUCUGUCUUUGAUAUAUUGGACAAGAACACAAAGAUUGAACCUGAAAACGCAGAAGGUUACCAGCCUGAGACGAUAAUAGGCCAUAUAGAAUUAUGCGAUGUGCAUUUUGCAUACCCAACUAGGCCUAAUGUAAUGAUCUUCCAAGGAUUCUCAAUCAAUGUUGAAGCUGGAAAAUCAAUGGCUUUGGUGGGAAAAAGCGGGUCUGGUAAAUCUACAAUAAUUGGGUUGAUCGAAAGCCCUCUCAAAGGCAUGGUUAAAAUCGACGGUCAAGACAUAAGGUCUUAUCACCUUAGGUCAUUAAGAACAUACAUCGCACUUGUUAAUCAAGAGCCAACUUUGUUUGCUGGCAGCAUAAGAGAGAACAUUACAUAUGGGGCACCAUCAAAGACCGUAAGUGAAGUAGAGAUGAUGGACGCCGCGAGGGCAGCAAAUAUCCACGAUUUCAUCACGAGGCAAAAGGAAGGGUACGAAACAUGGUGCGGGGACAAGGGAUUGCAACUCUCCGGGGGGCAAAAGCAACGUAUUGCGAUAGCACGUGCCAUAUUGAGAAACCCGACAAUAUUGCUAUUAGACGAGGCGACUAGCGCACUUGAUAGUCACUCGGAAAAAGUCGUGCAAGAGGCCUUGGAACGUAUCAUGGUGGGAAGAACUAGAGUUGUUGUGGCACAUAAGUUGUGUACUAUACAAAAGUGUAAUCAAAUUGUAGUGUUGGAUAAAGGGCUUGUAGUGGAAAAAGGGACACACUCGUCGCUGAUGGCUAAGGGUCCUACAGGAGUUUACAACUCACUCGUAAACCUACAAACGAUCGAGGCUGAAAUUAUCGUCCCAAACUAGGCUAACAUUAUAUGCUCAUUUUGUUGAGUACACAUCUGCAUAAUAUAUUGAACGCGGCCGAAUCUCAAAGAUGAAAAAUGACUCAUAAUAUUGGAAUGGAUUUGCCACUCCUAAUAUGCUCAUUUCGUUUUCUCCUCAAACGCGCCCAAAGUGAUUGAAAGAAGAAAAAGACUACUAUUGGAAUGGAUUUGUGCAACUGUCUUACUGCAACUGAGAUCGAGGCCGAUCACGUGACCCGUUACCGCGUCGCACGUGACGCCAUUCCAUGUGCAACAAUCCGCACCCUCUUUCCAAGAUUUCAUCUUUGGAUAUGGAGUUUCACAGGGUACAGAAGCAUACUCAUCAAUCGAAGAAGAGUGUUUUAAUUGGAGCAAAGCAAAGCUUUCCUCCUUUCUACAUAAUGGGGAUGAAGAUGAGUUUGACACUUGAAAAUGCAGUAGGAAGGACAAGAAGAAUAACAAGAGUGUGGAGUCUUGCUUAAGGAAUCUCAUCUUUCUCUUUCUUUGUUUUUUAUCUAUGGAAAACAAGUGCUUUCUUUUAGGCUUAUCUUCUCAUCUAUUUAUACUAGACCAAAACACCUCUAACAUAGUAUG
Molecule: messenger RNA, 4878 nt
Organism: Morus notabilis
Lineage: Eukaryota; Viridiplantae; Streptophyta; Magnoliopsida; Rosales; Moraceae
Product: ABC transporter B family member 15
Biological process (GO): transmembrane transport
Cellular component (GO): membrane
Molecular function (GO): ATP hydrolysis activity; ABC-type transporter activity; ATP binding
Source: RefSeq, a predicted model, not a curated record